This is a messenger RNA of Actinia tenebrosa (Australian red waratah sea anemone), 1128 nucleotides long. RefSeq lists its product as uncharacterized. Lineage: Eukaryota; Metazoa; Cnidaria; Anthozoa; Actiniaria; Actiniidae. The record is from RefSeq and is a predicted model, not a curated record.
UUGGCAAUAUCUCUACAAAGAUUUCAUUCUUCCUCGACAAUGAGAAGGCAAUGUCUGUGGAAUUAGAAGUUGCUUUUGCUUGGAAGUCGAUAUAUAUAACCAAUAAAGUGGAACUAUUGAUAUGCAGAGCUGCAGGAAUAUACAAAGAUCCCUUCGAGACUAGUAUCGAUGCGAAAGAAAUAAGUGUUUACGAACUCGAACGAUCAAAUAGGACUGACACCAACACAUUAGUUAAGGUGAUUUCACUCACACCAGGAAUUUAUCAUUUUGUAUUUCGGGCAUUUCGAAGCAAAGAUGGAGAUUGUAAACUCAUUACAUCAGAUUUCUACGACAAGACGUGUCUGGCAACAGGAAGAGAAGUGAAUUACGUCGAAGUAUUGGCUCCAAACCAUCACAGAAGUCUGAAUUAUUCAUCGAUUUCAACUAGAGAGGAUAGUUUCCAUACUGCAUACGAAAACUUCUCUGAUAGUUCGAAAGCUCCCUUACUUGAUAACUACGAUCAUGAGGAAAAAGGUCUAUGUUGCACACUGUUAUAACGAAUCCAUACAACAUCCGUCGAUCCUAAACAAGCCAGAGGAACCCUUCAAGCCGCUUGAAUUGGGCUACAAUGAAACCAUGGCAAGCAAGCAUGUUUGACAGGUUCUUCCCCUCUCUUGCUCGUUUACCUGUGAUGUAAAUGGUGCUGACAAUUUAGGCCUAUAGACACAUCCGCGUUUUUCUCGGGCCGUUUUUGACCGGUUGUUACGGAGGCCUGUGAAGCGUCUCGCGACUUUAGCCUGCUUAGCGGCGCUCUAAGGGUUUGGCGAGGCGGGAGGGGAGGGGAAGGGAGGGUGGAGGAUGGACUCGCUACGAAGGCUACUCGACUUUAAAGCAGGCAAAACAAAAUCAGUAUAUAAUGGCCAAAAGGCAAUUUUCUACAAAAUACUUCAACAAAAUUGAACUUUGGCCUCGAAGUAACAUAAGAAAAGCAGCAUUUUUAGAAAGUUACUGUCGUCCACCCCAAACCGUGAACACUCGAGUUUGUCAACCAAUCAGAUUAAGAGUGGAAAAGAAUAGAAUUCGAGUUAUUGAAAUGAGUUAUCGAAUGUAUUGAAAGUAAAAGACAGUAAAAGGUAAUUCUGGAAUGUA